GCGCCAAGUGGCGUUAAUAUUUUUAAAGUGGCUGUUUUGUGCGUGAAUGACAAUUUGGUUCCUCUUGAGUAUUUCAGAAACAUGUCUGAUAGUGAAAUUAACGCAAUCUUAAAUGUCUUUUGCAGUCAAAUAGAAAAUACUUUCUGGAAGGGCGGAAGACUGGAAACUUACGAUCACUGGCCUUUCAAAUCGUCGACAAAUGGUUGUAAUCCUGAACUGAUGGCUUCGGCAGGUUUUGUGGCAAUCGGAGGCGAGGAAGAGCCUGAUCUCGUUGAAUGCUUCAUUUGCCUUAAACAACUCGAUGGUUGGGAAGCUAAUGACAAUCCCUGGUUCGAGCAUCAUAAGCAUAUGCCUACAUGUCCAUUUAUUGCUUUAAAUAAACAGAAUGAGUUAACAUGGACAAUAGAAGACUUUCUGCAUCUACUCAGAGAUUACUAUGCAAAUCGUCUUGCACGAGAUAUGAACCAGAUGUUACAAAAAGUAAAAGAAAAAACGUGCUCAUUGUCCAAAGAAAUCCCCAAACUGUAUAAAAAUAGGUAUUCGUCUUGAUGUUCCGGAUUGUUGCAGCCUCCCUGUGGAAACCUAGAUCAUGUUUGAACUGUCAACGAAAGAAAACCAUUGGAUGAGCAAAAUCCCUUUAAAACUACAUUUAUAAACCUUGUACUUUUUUAAGCAUGACUCAGCUCUUCUCGAUCACUACAAACUAAUAUAGACAGGUCUAAGAUAAAAUUAUGCAAUCAGUGGCUCGCGAAAGAUUACGAUUGUACUCUUUUGUAUUUUUAUAUUAAAAUAUGAAGAUUUUUAUUUA
This is a messenger RNA of Orussus abietinus, 808 nucleotides long. It is a transcript of the gene Det, whose product is annotated as baculoviral IAP repeat-containing protein 5. The coding region runs from base 82 to 549 and encodes 155 amino acids. The record is from RefSeq and is a predicted model, not a curated record. Lineage: Eukaryota; Metazoa; Arthropoda; Insecta; Hymenoptera; Orussidae. The transcript has 5 exons.